CAACCGCUUCUUUUUCUGUUUUUUCGCUGACGUCACCGCCGUCGUGACCUUUGUUCCGUCUGGCGAAACGUAGAAAAGGGUUCCAAUGCUUCCGUGAAGUGCCCGCUCUUCAUCGUUACCGUCAUCGCAUCGUCAGCGUUCUUUCUGCUCCUUAUGCAAGGUCGACGCUGCGCUAGUGAGCUGUCAAACUUUGAAGGGCUACUUCGAAGCCCGCAAGUUUGCGUCUCGGUGAGCGCCGGUGCGGCGGCGUAAAUCGUGCACAUUGCCUUUCCUCCUCUCCCCCUUAUCAGCCACGCGCUUUCUAUACCAAGCCGCCAGCGCGCGCUUCAGGAAGCGCAGCGCUCUGCAGUCCGGUCCGCCACCGCUCUUUCCCCAGUGCUGCGCGCUUCCCCUACGGAGUCUGAGUGCGGCGCUCAAGCCCUUCGACUUCGCCGACCACCGCGGCUCGCUGGGCCGGAGCGCGCCGCGUUGUGUGACACAUCGGCGCUCCCUCCUCCCGUCCUCCUCUUCCUCUUCCUCCGCGUGCUCUCUCCUCGGACCACUGAUGCACCCGGGAGGAGUAGUGGCGCGUCCCAGACGCGGUUCAGUCGGCGUACAGCGCACUCCUCCCAUAUAGGCUGCGAAGAACAACGCUUUCGGACACGUCGUCGCUGUGCCCUAUUGGAGUGAAGUUUUUUUUUUUUUUCUUGUGUGGUGUAGUGCCUUCUUUUUUUGUUCUCGUCACCUUAGUGAGUGAAAUAUAGGGAGAAAAAAAGUGUUACAAGUGAACGCGUUCUUCUGCGUGCAGUACCUCGCGUCAGAGUGCGUGCGGGUAAAACGUCUGUGUGUUUGUGAAGUGGUCGUAUUUUAGUCGUCGGACAAUCUGUCUCCUGUGAGUUUCCUUUUGAUUCUCUCUCUCUCUCUCCCUCCCCUCCUCGCCCCCACAUCCACUAUCGUUCUGUUGCACCCCUAUUCGUCGCGGGCUGAUUAGCGAGAGAACAAUCCCGCAACCGUGAUUCCUGCUUGCUUUAUCCAGCGUGCGAGUCAUUGCGGUAUUUCGUCUACCUCGUUGCUGGGUUGCCUGUAUCUCUACCUGCCGUUCGGUUUAUUGUCAAAUCUCGCGACACCUGCAUUAUCAAUGGCCUCCUGCUUGAUGGAGCGCUGACAGGGCUCUACGGCGUACAACACCGCCGCCAUGGCCCUUGCUGGCUUCACCGCUGUAUCGGCAACGUGUUCUCCGAGUCGGCCUUUUGUCUCCGACGACGCAGCUUGACAAGCGCGGAACGUACGUGUUGACACUUUCGCCUUGCUUAGCAUUUCUCUUAUAGUCUCAUAUUAUCACUUUAUUUUUACUCUUGUCGCCUUCUCGGCUUAUUCUCCGUGUACACUCUCCGUGGCCUUUAUUAUCACUUCGUGUUCACGUAUAGAGAGCUCGCGAAUUGUCCUUUCGUCAUCAUCACCUUCGUCGCUUCGAGUGCCCUGCGAGAGGCAAGGCUCGCUCGAUACGCUAUCACUUUCUUUUGUUUUCCUGAGGUGGGAACUAAGGUGGCUGUUUUAAUCUCACGCCCUCUCGUUCGUAGCCAUAAUCUUGAAACUAGCUCGACUUGUCUUCUGGAACUAAAGUUCGCAAGCGAGUCCUCUGUGUCGUGAAUCAGCAGAGAAAGAGUGAUCUGUGCUAUUUUCCAUAUAUAUUUGUCGGCGUGCCCCUCGAUUGUCAGCGAAAUCUUAUAAAGCCUGCCUCUAAUUCUGGCGACGACAACAAGAAACCUCGGAAAGUGGCUUGGUUUCUGGAAACUGUUCUUAGGCAGUCUUCUUUUGAAACCUACCAGAGUGCUACGUUUGUACGAAUUCUGUCGAUCACUAGUGCGUGCCAGCACACUUAGCUCGCAGGCCAGGUCGAACCGCUUAGACGAGCUUGACAGAUGAGAUCAUCCGUUGCCCUUUCGCUGGCGCUCUUCAAAGACCUCUCGGUGCGUGUAUGUUCCAAAGGUCGGAGACACUGUUUUUUUUUUUUUUUCUAGUAUCCUUCACCUCAAGCCUUUUCUGCCCUGCGCUGACGCAUUCGACUUGAAAGCGUCGAAACCUUAUUCUUCGUAGGCCUUGAGAUAUGGCCAGCUUUUUACUGGACGCGAUCGUUUCGUUUCGGCUGUCCGUGGACGGAGUGUCUUUAGCGUGCCCUUGUCCAUAAAGGUGGAUAAGCCUGUGGAAAAGUUUUGGUGGUGUUGCACUGGUUGAGUACCUACUUUUCCUCUAGAGCGUGAAAGGUGUCCUGGAUUGUGACUGAAUAACUUCAACAAACCCUGCUUAGGUGUUAUUGAAUCUCUGUAGCUUGUUUCGAAAGAUAUCGAUGCAUGGCAUGCGGCUCGCCUGCUAAACGAUUUCACUCUAGCGUGAGCUCUUAUCUAACCACGUUUGAGAACAUUGCUGAGCCUCUAGCGAGUUCCUGCCAGGUUUGCAACACAUAAUCGCCUUGCACUUCAAGGAAUCAUCACUACGUUGUCGAAUGUGUGACUGUUGUUUCCUUUCGAGGAACCUUACUUUUGUAGUCAGUGGUUCAGGUUAUCCAUUUCUCUCGGCACUUUCCAGCCUGCAUUGAGUGUCUUGUAGUUCCCACUUGUCGAAUCGAAGCCUGUCUUGAAGGCACACGGUAGGUCCACUGGCUUGCUCGCCUUCUCAUUGGGUAGCGUGGUCACGUGCGACGUAAGCUGACCUUUUUCGCCGGGAAGUAUCUGACUGCAAGUUUCCUUUAACGCCGUCUGGCCAGACAGGAUCAACGGCUUGCCGUUCCCUGCGCUAUAAGCGGUGAAGGAUUGAUUGACGUUUUCUGUAACUUUCCGGCUGUGACAGCUUACUCCUCCUCGCUUCCGAAUUGGGGCCCCGAGCCAUUUUCGCCCGCUUCGUCGUCUCGCUUUACUGGCAAACCUCUCGUGUUUGCCUGGGCGAAACGUGAUCGCCCACGGCUUUGUUGGCGUGCUUGCUUGCACGUCGGCGAAAUUGCCGGUUCCGUCAACACACAGCUAGCGUUUGUCGCUGCUGCUGUUUCUCUGUGCGACGCCGUGCUCGAGCGUACCAAAGUCCGCGGCUGUAGGCUAAUCCGUUACGUGCUCUAAGCGCUGCUGCUUGGCUUUCUCGGUGGCAUCGAAGCGCCGUUGACACAGGGGAUCAACGCACCCUCGGCGUCGCCGCCGCCGCAGCCCCGCUAAGCGCGCCGGCCUCGCCCACAUCUUGGAACGGUUUCAACGGCUGCCGCGUUACGCGCCAGCGGUGGCUCGUUCGCCGUAUAGCAUAGCUUCACGCACGUGCCGUUAAUGCCCUUGUUGGCUUCGGCAACAAAGUGUGGUAAACUUUUCUUUCUUUGCCUUGAUUUACGGGAGAAGCAUCAGCAGGCAACUGGCAAUCGCGCAUUCUUCGUGGGGUGAGGCUUCUGAACAGGGAGGAUAGCCAACGCUCCCCGCCCACGUUUCUUUCGACGCAUGCUUCAUUGCCUAUUUGUGUUUUCUUUCGUGUUGCUCGUUGGCCUAAUUGUCUCCGCUCGUUGUAUCUCGCUCGCCGUGUCACUUGAGUGCGCUACGUCGUCUUGCCGCUACUGAGUUGCGGUACGUAGCGUCUCGCGAGGAGCGGAGUUGGUGGUCGUUUGUUGACACCGCGCUCUAUGAAUCUCCCUUCCCUCCACCGUAGCUCUUGUUAUCUCUUCCGGAUGCUCGUAUAACACUUCCUUCGCUCGGCCCGCCCCGUCCGGAGGCGUUGUUGUUGGGAUCGUGGUUUCUGUAGCGGUCGUUCUCCUGUGCGGCUGUUCGGCACCCCGCGCCUCCUCUUGUUCACUGCUCCUGCACGGUACAGCCAGUUUAUCCAUUCUUUCUCGAUGGCUUAGUCUUUCUCUUGAGAAAACGUUACGCAGCCCCGGGUUCUUUCGUUUGAUGCCUUGGUUCUCUCUUUGCAGGCUGACUGAUAUCGCACUGUGUGGAGUGUCACAGCAAACUUGUCAGCGCUCACCUCAUACGCGUAGAGCAACGAAGGCGCGCUUUAUACUGGAGUGAUCUCACCUCGCCCGACGUCUUCGGCUUGAAACCGAAGAGAGCGUCUUCUUUCGCGCAAGGAAAGCGGUGUUUCUUUUCUUUUUUUUAUCCGCCGGGGUUUCAGACGUUCAAAGAAUAUGACUUAGUUGCGGUACUCAACCUCAAGUUGUUGACGGACUGCUGGAGGCGCCGCCGGUUGGACCGGUCUUCCUCAGAAGUGCAUUGAGAGCUGUCCAAGUUGGAUGAAAGCUGUGCGAAUUCUCGUGCGUCGACAGGCGCUCUCGCUUGAGCCGUAACAUGUCAGUAUGCAUUAAGAACCGCAUGCUUGACGCUGUGCCGUUGUUACUUCGUUUUAGUUGUGGAACGGAACCCGCAGUUUCCCACACUGCAAUCCGUUUGCUUGCGACAGCGUGAUUGAUAGAGCACAGACGUUCCACCGGUCUGAGCAGAAACAGCGAGGUGGAAAUAGCGGGAGAAGAAACUGUUCGGCUCGACUCCGAGAUGUGCUACCGGUUGUCGACGUCCUACCCUUCGCUGCUUCCUCUCAACAGCGUGACGGACUAGUCGUGCUCUUUCCCAGUUUUCUCUCGCCUGCACGGCGUUUAUCUAACCGCCAGCGUGCCACCAUCUUGCGUAGUUGACCAGCUACGAGUGCCCCGUCGUCUAUCGUCCGUGUGCCUCUGCGUCGCCGAAGACCUCCUGCUUCGAGCUUCGCUUCGUGGUCGUCGUGCAGUGUUCCUCAUGCCGUGCUCGUCCCGGUUCUGAGAAGUGCGCGCGAUUAUCCCCGUGAAAGGCGGAACAAAGAGAAAAGGAUAAGCGGAUACGGCGGAAGUGGACGAUGCUGCGGCCGCCGGAAGUGCGCUUCGAGCCGGAUCCGUACGAGCCCCCCGCUCCACCGCCCGGGGCUGAGCGCGAGGGCGCCUGCAAGUCGGCCAGCACGAGGCGGACGGCGCCGACGCCGUUGUUCCUCAACGUCCCUGGUCAGGCGUCGGCUCCUAGACGACGCCACUCAUGGAUAUGCGGUUUCGACCUGGAAGAUGGGCCGGGCGGUCCCGGUGGCGGCCGAGCGCUGCUCGAGGCCUCGAGUCCCUCAGGCGCGGGCCUGGUGCUCAGCAACUUCCCGCCCCAGCGGAGGGAGUCCUUCCUCUACCGCUCCGACUCCGAGUUCGAGAUGUCGCCAAAGUCCGUCUCGCGACACUCGUCCAUCGGCAGCGAGGCGACAAGCGCCGUGGCUCCUCAGACCAGCGUGUUCGCUAGCUCCCUCCAAAGGCAUGGUGAAGACCAGAUCGUGACCCCGUUUGCUCAAAUAUUAGCCUCACUACGUAGCGUGCUGAACAACAUUAAGCAUCUCACCAAGGACGUCCCACCCACAAUGAAGGUACCAUCCGGUUCACCUGGCACAAACACAAGCGGAUCUUCUCUAUCAGAGGAGGAGUACAGCCAGAUGGCGUCGUCCACUGUGAAAGAGCUCGAGUGGUGCCUCGAGCAGCUGGAGACGAUACAGUCUCACAGAUCUGUAGGAGACAUGGCGUCGAGCAAAUUCAAGCGUAUGCUCAACAAGGAGUUGAGCCACUUUUCGGAGUCAAAGUCGGGGAGCCAGAUAUCCGAGUACAUCUGCAAUACAUUCUUGGACAAGGUCCAGGACCUAGACCUGCAGGUUUUGCGGCCCGAAGAAUGCGGCGGCACGGUCGCCGUGACCGGCGUGGUGGGCACGCCAGUGGCUCCCGGGGUCCCUGGCAGCGGCGGCGGCGGCGGCGGCGGCGGAAAGACGCGCCAGCACCGGCCAUCCGACGCCAUGUCCCAGAUCUCGGGCAUCCGGCGCUCCUUGCACCACACCAACAGCCUCACCACGCUGCCCAAGUACGGCGUCGAGACGCCCCGCGAGCAGGAACUCGGACUCGUCCUCCAGGAUCUCGACCGUUGGGGCUGCAACAUCUUCAAGGUGGCUGAGUACUCGGGAGGCAAGCCGCUCACCGCCGUUACCUACACCAUAUUCAAGGAUCGUGACCUGCUCAAGACGUUCGACAUUUCGUCCAAAAAAUUCCUGACCUUCCUGAUGACGCUGGAAGACCACUACCUGAAGGUUCCGUACCACAACAGCAGUCAUGCGGCGGACGUCACGCAGUCUGUCCACGUGCUGCUGCUGUCGCCCGCGCUCGACACCGUGUUCACAGACCUCGAGACUCUAGCGGCGCUCUUUGCCGGAGCCAUCCACGAUGUCGACCACCCGGGCGUCACCAACCAGUACCUCAUCAACACCAGUUCUGAGCUUGCCAUUAUGUACAACGACGAGUCGGUGCUGGAGAACCACUCUCUGGCCGUCUCGUUCAAGCUGCUCCAGGACGAGACGUGCAACAUCUUCGAGAACCUCACGAAAAAACAACGGCUCACGCUGCGGAAGAUGGUCAUCGACAUGGUCCUCGCCACAGACAUGUCCAAACACAUGAGCCUGCUCGCCGAUCUCAAGACCAUGGUUGAGACCAAGAAGGUCGCCGGCUCUGGGGUUCUCCUUCUCGAUAACUACACCGAAAGGAUACAGGUGUUGCAGAACAUGAUUCACUGCGCCGACCUGAGCAACCCGACCAAGCCGCUUGAGCUGUACAGGACGUGGGUGGACUUGGUCAUGUCCGAGUUCUUCAUGCAAGGUGACAAGGAGCGCGCCGAGAACCUCGACAUCAGUCCCAUGUGCGACCGGCAUACGGCCACCAUCGAGAAAACACAGGUGGGCUUCAUCGACUACAUCGCGCACCCGCUCUGGGAGACCUGGGCCGACCUGGUGCACCCGGAUGCCCAGGAGAUCCUGGACCGGCUGGAGGAGAACCGCGACUGGUACCAGAACAUGAUCCCCAUCAGCCCGACGUCCAGCGUGCCCGAUAUCGCACCCGGCGACGGCAGCGGCGGUGACGAAGAAGGUGCCGCCGACGACGAUGCCAAGGGCGGUUCCGCGGACAAGAUCAAGUUCCAGAUCACCAUCGAGGAGCCCGAGGACGACGACAACUGCAUCCGCGAGGAGAGUCCCACGUCGUCGGACGGCUAGCAGCCGGCGACUCCUGCACCUCAAGACGCCCGCACGACGGCGUGCUCUGGACUUCUACUGGAUCGCCCCCCGCUUCCGCCACAGCCGACGUCUCCGUCGCCAAUGACGGCGACGAAGCCGACGGCUACGACGAAGAAUGCGUCGGCAGCAGGGCGAGCCGCAGCGAGCUUGCUAGGCCGGUUCCGGGCCUGCUGCGUCGCCACCCUUAACUUAUUGAGUCGCUGGUGCGGCGGCGCCCGAAGGCGCAGGACUUCGACCGAGGGCGUCGCGUCGGACCGCGACCUCGCCACCUCAUCUCUGCUGCUUAACUGCGGCCCUGACUCUUAGAAAGGGACAGAAAAAAAAGUCCGCCGCCUCCCCGCCCUUUCGCACGUUCUCGCCAUCCCCCCCACCGGGGGUCCCCGUUACUCGGAGUCGUCGUACGCAUAUAAGUACGCAGUGCUCUCCUCGGAGGCGACGACUUCGAGAGCGGCGUGUUUGUGUGACUGUGUGUGUACCGAGCCGUGUGUGUGGUGCGUCGCUGCCGUGGCAAACAGAGCCCUGCUGAAGCCGUGACUUACGGAACCGCGCCGCAACGUGGUUCUUGUGUGCACCGUCUCGGACGCUGCAGCUGUCGCUCUGUGCCGUCAGGUCUGUUGCCCGCUCGCAUUUCACUGUUCCGUGCACCUUUGAUGAGCAAGCAAGCACGAACGCUGGAUCUCAGUGUACCAUGCGAACCAAAUACAAGGCGGGUGGGACCUUAAGGCGUGAGCAUCUGUAUACAAGCCAAGUGUGCCGCCGUUGCCGUCCGAACAUGCUUUUUUUGUCCCCUCUGGCUUUCUCUCUUUCCGGCGAUGGAUUUGAAGCCCUCGUCUUGUCAAACAGCGCCUGAUCUUCUAGCUUCUCCUUGUGCUCGCUUCUAUUCUCUUCUUCCUCCGCACACGCGAAUUGCCGUUCGUGUGAGCGCCCCCUAUCGCGAGCAUGCGAAAAGCAGUGCAUCUAGUCAACAAACAGCAACAACAGCGCCCCCUGGACUUGGCAUCGCACACGUUGUCUAUGCCGCGCCCACUGUGAACACGACACCUUACUUUUGUGUGUGUAUGUGUGUGUGUGUGUGUAUGAAAGCCCCACCAACAGUAUGACGGACAUGCAGAAAAGAGGACACGGCGACGCUCUUUCGACUAGCCGAGUUUUUAUUCGCCCCGCACGGUGGCUCUCGGCAGUUGUCGUGAUGCAGUGUCCGCAACGCGUGGAGCCGCCGUGACGUGGACGCGGUGAUGAACUGAGUGCGGACCUAUGUCGCACGAACACACACACGUAAGGAUGCACACACGAGCUCCGGGACUCGACCGUGGAACGUUGUGUCUCAUCUUUCACUCUAUCCCUGCAGCGGGGGAGAACGGUAGGGAGGCGAGGUCGGUAGUCGGGUCGUUCAGCGGUUACAUAUACUUAAUACUCGCGGCUGCUCUUAGAAACCAAGGCAGCUGAAAAAGAUAAACACAUAUACAUACGCGGACUCCGCCCCAUGUCGCGGACGACAAGAGGUGACGCGCGUGUUUGUGUGUGUGUGUCGUUGUACGUCACCGCCGCCGCUGUAUUUAACCUCGACGAGUGCGAGCAAUACAUUGUACGUGCGCAUAAGCGGCAAGACAGACGGGACACUCGCUUCUGACUUCUAGUUAUAGAAGGGUUAUACGGACACACACUCAUACGAAAGGACACUGGGUUGUUGAAAUGAUGCAUUUUUGGAGAGAGUGUGAUGAGGCAGAGAUAGUGUGUAAGUACGACGACGCGUUAGAACGGAGGAAGGAAAGAAAAAUGAGGGGAAAAUGAUAGUGACAUAUUUCAUUCUUUCCAGCAAACCAACUCGCCCCACCCAGACUCGUGGAACACUCGUUGUGUGAAGUUUUCACUCCAUAGAUACACGCUAUCUCCUCUUUGCUUGUUAUGUGCGGAGAGCGUGUGGACAAGUCUUGUGCGAGAGAUGUAGAAAACGACGCGUUGCAGAUCACUUAUAUAUAUAGAAGAAAAAACAAAACUGUUGACAAGUGGGUGGGGAAAUUUUACUCGUUGUAACCGGGGCUGAAUUCAUUACCUGGAAUGGCUUUUACUGUUUUCGUUUCGUCGCCGACGCUCUCUUACAGAAAGCGUUCGCGGUGGGACGUCUUUAUUAACUUGACGAAUUAACCGACUACUCCGUCAUCAUAACCGGUAUCGUUAUACGUGUGUAUAAGUGCUCUGCACUGCAAAAACUAAACAAGGUUCAUAGAAGGAGGCGGGUGUGGAGAAAAAAAAAGUACGAGAGUGUAUGCAAUUAUGCACUUUCCUCCUAAAGGUUGUGGUUAGACUCUUCUUUAGGAAUCGUAGGGAAGCUGCUUUGUUUGUUACCUUUUUUUGCUGAGUGUUAAAGGCAAGGCUAUGAGUUGGAGCCUCAGGAUCCAUGUGCACAUUGUUGUAUAGGAGAGCAUCACGAUGCCCGUUAGUAAACAGAAAUAAGCUAAGAGUUGUGUUUGACGCUUAUGUUUUACUCUCUUUUGUCUUUUUUUUUCCCGAUACAAGACGUCUGUUUCGGGCUUCGAGUUCAAAUGUGAAGACACAUGCAGAAGCACGCGUUAGUCAUUGAGGAAAACCCUUGUUUAGAUCUCCCGUGUCGUCUCAGCAAUUUCUGCACCGUGAAUGAAAGUAGAAAAAAAAACGAAACUCGGCAUUACGAAUUUCGCUGUUGCAGAUAUUACAAGGUAUUAUCGUAAAUGGUGUAUGUUAAUGCCAACGCGGAGCGACAUGCGCUGAAGGGUGCAAUAUUUCGCGCCGAUGAGAGGAAGUUCGUCAUACUGUACAGUCUGCGAUCCGGCUACUUUUUCGGCAACUUGUAUCGGAGCUUUGGAAGGGAUCUUCACUUAUUCUCUAAUACAGUCAACUCUGGCAUAACGUGCAUGCGACAUCGUUGCCUAUUACCUACGUUCCACGGCGUAGUCGGGUGUCGCAUCGCUAUCGCUGACAUCCUGUGAUAUUCGCCAUUACAAAGCGCAGCUGUUACUCGGCAUUACGUUGUUAAGGAACAACGUAGCUGAGGACAUUUUUGCCAGGAUGUCAGCGUGGAACUGUUGCAUGCCGCAGUGGCAAUUUCGAAGUGUUAUUUGGUCGUGCUCAGCUUCGCAACAUGUCACAGGCGCUACAACUCAUUGCUACGUUUGGCUACGACAUUGAACGGGUAACAGAUAGUGUGCAUACCUGAAGGUUAAAAUGGUGGUGUGAUUGUCCGAACACCAAAUAUACUCUCGCAUCCAUGGAGGAAGGAAAAUAUAGGAGGGAGCAUACCGCAACGCGAUUGUCGCCGACUGUGGUGGCCCAACACGUGAUGAAAACAUCACAGCACGGAGGAAACGUCAGAGCGCGCGGUAGGUUUUAGUACUCCCGGUGGUUUCUUUUUUUUUUUCGUUACCCAUUCGAAACCAUCAGAAACUCUUGAAAUAAACAAACACAAAAACAAAGAAAAAAAAACAAAACAAGGGAAAAUCUUGUCGCUUCCUGCAUGUGUGCAGCUGUCGGCCAAGCGCGCACCGAAUAAAAACUACCAGUAACCAAACAUCUCGGCAAAUCUCGGAUUCUCCCUAAUCUCGACGCAAGAUGUCACGUGUUGGGCCACCACUGCUGGCUACACGAAGCGUUCGCUUGCCAAGGCUGGCUGCGUGACGUAAUGCUCCCUCCUAUAUUUUUCUUCCUCCAUGCUCGCAUCUCGCCUUUCCUGAAUGCUCCCGAAGGGAGACAUUUCACUCAGGAGACAUUUCAUUUCAAUGAAAUAGCACUAAAUGGAAAACGACCCUGAAAACUCUCCCCAAAGUGUCAAAACUGUAAACAUUACACCCUUCAGCGCCGCACUGUUAAGGGUGCGUCGUGCGCUCCCGUUUUCGGCAGAAUAAUGGACGCCAUGUUGCUCGGUUACAACCAGCCCUUCUUCACAGUCCCAUUCAGGUUUUUAUUGCCUUUUGCUAAUCAUCUUUUAGUGUGUGUUAGUAUGUCACAUGUACUAACAACAGCAAUGCCUCUCCACCCUUUGUUAUUAAUACUUUGCAAGUUUCCGUUGUAUGUGAACUAGUCUUCUCCGACUGACUAAAAGAAAGUGCUAAAAACAAUUUCAAAAAAGUUACGAAAUGUCUUGCGGUGUGCGUGGAACGCAUGCGCAGGUCGUCGGCCAAUCCCGAUUUUUUCUGCCGAGCACGCAUUUUGACCUUGCCCCCUCCACAUUACUAAACCUCCCCUGUACACCCGAUGGAUGUUGGCUUUCCGGGUGAGUUCCUAGAAUUAGCAUUAUGAUCACACUGUCUUAAUAAAAACAAAUGGAAGAAACCUGC
This is a messenger RNA of Dermacentor silvarum, 11363 nucleotides long. It is a transcript of the gene dnc, whose product is annotated as cAMP-specific 3',5'-cyclic phosphodiesterase 4C. NCBI's taxonomy places the organism in Eukaryota, Metazoa, Arthropoda, Arachnida, Ixodida, Ixodidae. The transcript has 12 exons. Gene Ontology annotation, biological process: signal transduction. Gene Ontology annotation, cellular component: perinuclear region of cytoplasm; cytosol; nucleus. Bases 4834 to 7032 code for a protein of 732 amino acids. The record is from RefSeq and is a predicted model, not a curated record. Gene Ontology annotation, molecular function: 3',5'-cyclic-AMP phosphodiesterase activity.